Molecule: messenger RNA, 507 nt
Organism: Entamoeba histolytica HM-1:IMSS
Lineage: Eukaryota; Evosea; Mastigamoebida; Endamoebidae
Product: malate dehydrogenase, putative
Exons: 1
Coding region: 1-507 (168 amino acids)
Molecular function (GO): oxidoreductase activity
Source: RefSeq, a predicted model, not a curated record
AUGGGAAAAACUGUUGAUAAAAGUUGGGCAUCAAUGAAAGGUGGAAAACCAAUUGAAGAUCCAAAAGAAUUACUUGAAAAUUAUCCUAAAGGAAAAGCUUAUCUUCAUCCUUUAGGAGGAAGUGAUGAAGUUAGUGGAAGUCAUAAAGGUUAUUGUUUAUCAGAAUUCGUUGAAAUUAUGAGUAGUUGUUUAAGUAUUGCAAACUUCUUAAAUCACAUUGAAGAAGAAAAAGAAAAGUCAGGAAAGUUUUCUUUGGGUCAUUUCUUUAUUGCAAUUAACGUCGAAUGUUUCAGAGAUUUGAAUGAAUUUAAGAAAAACGUCGGUGACAUUAAUCGUACUCUUAGAAACACUGACAAACUCCCUGGUCAUGAUCGUAUUUAUACUGCUGGAGAAAAGGAAUAUGAAACAGAACAAAAACGAAGAAAAUUCGGUGACGACUUACCUUUAGUCACUAUCAAUGAAAUGAAGGAACUUUCUUCUUUUUAUAAUGUCCCUCUUCCUUUUUAA